UCUGGGCAGAGAACAUUAGUGGAUAUUAGAACGAAAGAAAAAUCAGUGCUGCAAGGUCGUGCAGGCAGCCACCUUCCUCUCCACUGCCAAGCAGAGCGAAGCAGAGAGGGCAGGGACUUGCUGAAAGCUCGACACCAAAUCAGUUUCAGAUCCAGGACUGGGAAGUCCGAUCGAGUUUAAAACAAUGUAUACUGGGCGCAAGUCCCAAGGCGGGCUUGCUCCAGAUCUUGCAGCUGUUUUCCAGCGUUAGGCCCAUCUGGCCCUGCGCUGAUCUCGGGGCGGACUCUUUGUCGCGCAACUGGCACGAACCGUGACGACGGACGGCCCUGCAGCAAGGCGCGAGUGGCCUCUUUCUCUGCCAGGGUUCAGAAAGACCAGACCGAGACAGAACUAUCUCUGUUUCUGGCUCCACUGCCGGUGAAGGAGUUUUCAUUCAAGACUUUCUGAAAAGAGGUUGGAGAAGCCUAAAGAAUCAGAAGAGGUCUUUUGAGCCAGAUGGGGCAUUAAUUCUUCUGCUUUUCUCAGCAUGGAUAGAUCCUUUCCUCAAGGAUUUUCUGAUGUUCCCUAAGGUCUAUGUAAAUACAAGGGCUCUUUAUCACCGUAAGUGCCAUCCUGACCCAAAGCCACUCAGAACUCAAGAAUCAAGGCAAAAUGGAUGCUGCAGUGACAGAUGACUUCCAACAAAUCCUGCCUAUUGAACAGCUGCGCUCUACUCAUGCUAGCAAUGAUUAUGUGGACCGGCCUCCAGCCCCCUGUAAACAGGCCCUCUCCAGCCCUUCCCUGAUUGUGCAAACCCACAAAUCUGAUUGGUCCUUGGCUACCAUGCCUACUGCUCUCCCCCGCAGUCUCAGCCAGUGCCAUCAAUUGCAGCCCUUGCCUCAGCAUCUGAGCCAAUCUAGCAUUGCCAGCUCGAUGUCCCAUAGCACCACUGCCUCUGAUCAAAGGCUCCUGGCCAGCAUUACGCCCUCACCUUCAGGCCAGUCCAUCAUCCGAACCCAGCCUGGAACAGGGGCCCACCCGAAGGUUGAUGGUGCUCUGAAGGGAGAAGAUGAGCAAUCUGCAAUGCACCCCAGUGAGCACCUCUUUAUCUGUGAGGAGUGUGGGCGCUGCAAAUGUGUCCUCUGCACAGCAUCUCGCCCUCUCCCCUCCUGCUGGCUGUGCAACCAGCGUUGCCUUUGCUCUGCCGAGAGCCUCCUCGAUUAUGGCACUUGUCUCUGCUGUGUUAAGGGCCUCUUCUACCACUGCUCCACUGAUGAUGAAGACAACUGCGCUGAUGAGCCCUGCUCCUGUGGGCCUAGCUCCUGCUUUGUCCGCUGGGCAGCCAUGAGCCUCAUCUCCCUCUUCUUACCCUGCCUGUGCUGCUACCUGCCUACCCGUGGAUGCCUCCAUCUCUGCCAGCAGGGCUAUGAUAGCCUCCGGCGACCAGGCUGCCGCUGUAAGAGGCACACCAACACUGUGUGCAGAAAAAUCUCUUCUGGUAGUGCGCCCUUCCCCAAGGCCCAGGAGAAGUCUGUAUGACCUCCUCACCAAAUGGAUCCAGAGCUUUCUCCUUCUAGCCCCCAUCAGUAAUGCAAACGCCUCAUCUUUGAAGAGGGGAAGGAGGAGUAAAGUAGCCAAAGCUAGGGCCUCACCAAUUUUGUUCCUGCAGUGUCAGGGGAAUGGCCAAGUACAUCCUGGUGCAGGAUGCCUUGUUCUUUCUCAAAGUAUCUACCCCACCCCUCUCCAACCUUUUCGCACCCCACCAUCUCAGCCCUUAUGGCUGUCAUGACAAAUUCAGGUGAUAUAUCGGCGUGAGAUUUGAACACUGAGGACUGGCAGAGCCAGCAACGUGGAGGUUUAGGGGCUCCCCAAUGCAAAGCCUCUCGAUGCAGGCUCUGAGCGUCACUCUGCUUUCCACUGUGCCUUUGAAAGCUUUCUUCUAGAUGGUUUUCACAGGCCCAUGUGGAACAACAUUCACUAUUCCAGGGAAUCUCACCCUUUCUCCCUGUUGAGUGCCCUUCUCUUCUUUAGUCUUCUUUUUUCUCCUCUCUCCUCUUCUUUCAUCACUGUUCUGGACUCCUUCCCCUUUCAUUCUCACCCACUCUGCUUUCCCUCCUUUCCUUCUCUCUCCCUCCCUUUUUUUUACUCCUCCCUUCCCUCUCUCUCUCUCAGUCGAAUCCUUUUUCUGCUUGUAUUUCUGUCUUGUUUGAUCUGUCUUUGCUCUCUCUACCUGUCCCUCUUUCUCUAACACGUCCCAAAGUGCUGUUUUUCCGUAGGUGUUUCCUUUGACGCCAAACUUUGCUAUGCUAUACUAUUUACUAAUUUUCAUUAAGGGAAAUGGAUUACUGUAACGGACUGAUCACUAGCAAUAGUCUAUAUCCUGACGUGUGUGUGCACUCAUAACCACACUUAACUGGUUUGUGAGCAUAUGAAGCAAAAGUAUCUUACAUUUCCAGGUUUAAUUGGUUGGAGUUUUACUCCCUUUCCCAAUAAUGAACUUAUAGUACUGACAGAUUCCACUAGCAUGCUGAGUAGGAUAGUAAAUCAGGAUGCUCAUAACUUUGUAUGUCUGACCCAAGUGCCAAAGGCAGACGUGCUUUAUAGCUAAAUGAACAAAGCAAAGGAUAUCAAAGAGGUCUGUUCUCUCUUAGAAGCUAACUGCCCUGAGACUGCAUGGCUCAGGCCUUAAUAAUGGACAUCAAAAGUCAUAAAACUGUAGAGCUGGAAGGAAUCUUAACAGUUAAUCUAGUUUAAUGCCCUUAUUUUACAGAUGGGAAAACUGAGACCUGGAGAUAGGAAGGGAAUUUGCUCAAGGCCACACACUGAGUUAAUAGCAGAGUUGGGACUGGAAUGCAGGCCUUCUGACUCCUAGUUCCAUUUUCUCUACCCUGUUCCAUGUUAAGUCAUGGGACUUUUCUCUGAGGGCUCUAUUAACAAUGACAGAAAGCCAUUCCCAUUCAACUUUCAGGAACCAUGGCAAGUUAGUGUGGUGAUCUUUAUACAGUGCAAGGUGGGUAGCUAAUUAACUACCAGGUGUUGGGGCUGCCCCCAGUGGACAUCACCUUUGGCUCUGUCACCUUGUAGAAGCUUGUGUGGAAAAGAAAAGAACAUUUAAGGAAGCCCUAACCAAGCUGUAUCUUUGCCAUCGCGCCUCCUUUUGCUGCACACACUGUGCUUGCUCCUGACUUUACAAUGACAGUUGCCUGAGAACCUAAAUUUCAGCAACAGUGGAAAACUGAGACAAAAAAGGUGUAUGAUACAGAGAACUGACUUCUCUUUUUCAAAGUGCCGAGAGCCUGUGCUGUGAAUACCUUUGGAUAGAAAAUGGCUGCGGUGGUGAUGGCAGGCUCCGAAAGACUGAUGCUAAAAGACGCAAGAACUAGAUGCAGUUUCCCUCUGUAAGUGAUUCCAACACUACAGAAUUCAGAGAUUGAGGGCACUUGCUUGAAAUGAAGGUGCUCCAACUUAGUUUAAGACUUCCAGACUCUAACUUUAUAUAUCAUCUCUUUGAAAGUGUGCAUGGAUGUGUAUCGCAGGGUGGAGAGGUAGGGAGAGAUGUAUAGUCAUAAAACACAGGGGGACGAAAAAGAAGGGAACAUCUAUGUCCCCCUGUUGGAUGUGUACUAUAGAAAUAUGUGCCACUCAGUCAUUGUUGGUUCUGAAUCUUCCUGAAGUGUACUGACAUUUGGGUUGCGCACAGCUCCACGCCUUCAUGUUCACCUCCUCUUCUAGAAUUGCUUUGCUCUAUUUUUGUAUAUAUAAAUAUGUUAUGAUGAUUAUUAAUAAUGUUAAUGAUAUUGCUGCAAAUGGUGCCAUAUAUAAGGUUUGGCUUCUUGGAAAAUUUAUAAACCCAAACCAAUACCUGUAACCUCUUAUGUUGCUUUCAGAUCCUUUAAUUUUUAAGUACUUUUUUGUUAAUCUUAUAAAUUUGCCUGAUUGAACUUUGAACUUAUAUACCCUUUAAAAGCUGUGCCCAGUUCUCUGGGUCAAGCUGGAUGGUGAUGAGUAGCAACACACACUUCUCUCCGCUUCUGCCUGAUAUUUGCUUAGUGCUGAGAUAUAUAAGGAUUCUAUGACACUAGUGCUUUGUUCCUGGAGCUAAUGUUAUUCUAUGGAUGUUUGCUUAUUAGUUUCAGGGCCCAAAGCAAUGCAAGUCCCUCCUCCUUGAUAGCUCCUUGAUAACCCAAUCCUGCAGUCCUUACUCAGGCAAAUUGUGCACUGCCAGAGGGGCCCUGGGCUCUGCCAUAUACCCAGACGAGCUCUUCUCAGUGUGUUUCUAAAUGGCCUUACACUUGGUAGAAGAAACUGAAGGGUUACUCAAAUGCAGUUGCAAUCUGCAAUCUGCUGCUGAGUCAGGGCUUUCACUUGUGUCCAAGUUGGCCUGAUGUGGACUGCAUCUGGUUUACGUAUAGAUGGGUCCUGUUGGGGUACGCGCACGGACGUGUGAGUGAGUGUGCAUAUGUAUCCCUUCUGUGAUUAUAUAUAUAUAUAUAUAUAUAUAUAUAUAUAUAUAUAUAUAACCUUUGUAAAUAUAUAUAUUCACACAUCUCUAUAUAUUUUAAUGUAUUGCACAUGUAUAUUUAAAAUAUAUACGAAAGAACUCUAAAUCCUGCAGAGAGGCUCUGUUUUCAUUAUUUUUCGACUUUGUGUCAUGUACUGUAUAAACAAGAAUAUUUAGAGGGUGUUUCCUGCUUAGCAUUUUUUUGUAGUUAAGUCAUCUGUUACCCCCUAACUCUACUGCUUUCUACAUAUUGGUCCCUUGAUACAUUUCAUAUGGCUUUAGCCAAGAGUUUUUCUUUGGUUCCAGCCCAUCUUCCUUCAUCACAAUAGCUAUAAUAAAUAUAGUGAACACGUACAUAGUGCUUACUAUGUGCUAAGCAUGAUCUUAAGCACAUUACCAAUAUUAGCUAAUUUAAUGCUCACAAUAAUUCUAUGAUGUAGAUACUGUUAUGAUAGCCAUUUUACAGAUGAGAAAACUGGAACACAAGAGAAGCUAAGUGACUUACAAAAGGUAACAAAGCUUGUACAUGGUUGAGCUAAGAUUUGAACCUAUGCUGUCUGACUCCUAGGAGUCUGGAGCAUGAUGUAAACUCUGCUGGUAUAACAAGCCUCCAAUGGUGAAUAGUCAUUUCCCUAACUCCAGUCCAUCUCCAACCUAAGAGCUGAAACAAAUGUGCUCCUAUGUUAAGAGUGAAGCAAUAGUUAUGGACAUCAUAUCUUAGCUGUCUUGCUUCCCGAUGUGGUGACAUUACAAAAUUUUUCACUACUCCCUUUGAAAAUAUUCUUUCAGUCAGUUGCCAUUUCUCAGACAGCUUAUGUUGUAGAGCUAGUAGAGAAGUAUUUUCACUUGUGACAGAGAGGGUAAUAGUUUAGUUGGCCUUCUCUUUAUAGACCCAGGAAACCUAAUGGUAUUUUUCUGCAGAAAGUAGAACUAAAACUAUUUUUUGAAACUUGAGUUUGGUUGGAGCUAUUAACAUUGAGUGCAUUUUUCUCAUUCAAAUGUAAGCAAUCCACUGAUGACCAUUGGGCAGUAUAAUACCCUACCUUUCCCAUCCCUCACACUGACAAUCUUCUAGUCUGACAUUAUUUCAGAGCCAGUAGAUGUAAAAACAUCUGCUUCAACAUCAACAUUUUAUAGUUGGAGAAAAAGAUGCACAGAAAGGAAAACAACCUGUCCAGAGUCAUGUAGUUCUGAGUUUGGGUGGAGUUAUGACUUAAUUCCAUAUCCAGAUGUCUUUGUCUGAGUUUCUUAGAGUUUAGAGCAAAAGCUUUCAUGCAAUACCCAGGGAAGUAGGAGUAGGGAGAAAUAGUAGUGAGGUAGGGAAGGAAAGAGGACAAACUUAAAGGAGUGUAUUACUAUGUUGGCCACAAUCUGUUUCAUGAUAAGCUAAUUUCUCAAGCUCAUGUGACAGGCCUACUACAUCUCCACAGCCCAUCUGAGGAAGGAAAGAAGAAGAAUUUAUCUCAUAUCUCCCAUUCCAUUACUCAAAUACUUCCCACGUGGGAUAUCAUUUCCCCUUUACUUCUGGGUAGCGCAUGUGUGGGUGCCCAAGCAUUUACCAUGGCUUCUCCUGCCUCAGGAGCAAUGGGAUAGCACUGUGGCUCCACUACCGACAGCAAGGCAAGUGUGUGGAUAGAGGGAGACACAUGAACUUAAAGUGCACACUAGGCUGGUGCUUUCUCCUUAUGUCUUUGAUCACAUUCAUUCAAAAUGACUUAGAGAUAACCUACUAUAUCUUUAAAGAACAUAAGGCUUUAUUGUGGUGCUCAGAAAUGUACUAAAUUUGCCUUUCUGAAUAUAUGUGUUCUCUGACAUGCUUUGAAGGGCUUCCUUCUACAUGGAAAUUAAGUUCUAGUACAACUAGAGGAGUAAAAAGGUCUCCAGAUAGCCUUCUUAGUAUAAAAAGAAACUUUAUUGUACUGAGCUCUUCAAAAAGCAUGUCUAAGCCAAUGCAUGUACAGUACAGCAAUUCACAUAUGUUCAUUUAGGCUCCAUCAGCACAAUAACAGAAAAACUGGUCAAGUUAAUAAAUUCAGGAAAAAAUGGUUAAACAAGUUAUUUUGUAACAUGGAAAUAAAAUACUAUGUUGGUUGACUGAAUUUUUUAUAUUUCAACUAAUUGUGAUGGUACCCUAUAGACACAAUCUUUUUUCUCUCACAUCUGGAUGAUGGGAGGGUGUACCAAGUUCCUACUAUUUUAACUACUGGGAGGUUUAUAAAAUUCAAAGAAACUUAGAAGUAGAUCAUGGGGUUUGUUGCUAUCAGACCAAACACUAAUUUUACAGAUCAAUCCAUUUCCUCAGCCUUCACUGUUCACAUUUCAUGUUUCUCCUCUCAGCCUCAUCUAAUUCUUAACCUGCACUCUCAGAAUAUUACAUUUAGACAAGCCCUCUGACAACAUCCAGUCGAGUCUUCCCACUUAUACAGGUGAAAAAACUGAAGUUCAGCGAGGGCAGGGCUUAGGCUAUUAGUGCUACCGAUAGGAACCCGGCCUGGAGCACGUCUGCCUCCGGCUGGCCUGUAGUGUGUGGAUUCUUGACUUGGUGCAGGAAAAAAUUCACAACACGGGUGAUUUUGAGAGUACAUUUAUUAAAGCUAGGGACAGUGAAACAAGGAAGGGCCUAGGAUAGAAGAAGCAAGAGGAGAGAGACUAGGUGGGCCUGCUCUGGUUCCCUAAAAAUGUUAUAGGAAAGAAGUGAUCCUAGGCUGGGCUGCUUUGGCUCACUGAGAAGUCUGAGAAAAGGAGGUCUUCAGGACAGGUUCAGGGGGUUAGCCUGGGAUGAGUGCCCUCUGCCCACUGCUCCCUUAGUUGCAAGUCUGUGGGGACUCUUAGAGUU
This is a messenger RNA of Myotis daubentonii (Daubenton's bat), 7316 nucleotides long. It is a transcript of the gene SPRY3, whose product is annotated as sprouty RTK signaling antagonist 3. The transcript is spliced from 3 exons. Gene Ontology annotation, cellular component: membrane; cytosol. NCBI's taxonomy places the organism in Eukaryota, Metazoa, Chordata, Mammalia, Chiroptera, Vespertilionidae. Gene Ontology annotation, biological process: negative regulation of fibroblast growth factor receptor signaling pathway; negative regulation of MAP kinase activity; negative regulation of Ras protein signal transduction. Bases 652 to 1518 code for a protein of 288 amino acids. The record is from RefSeq and is a predicted model, not a curated record.